AUGGCUUUGUGUAUGCUCAAAUUCUCCCCCUUGUUCCCUUCUGUUGCCAGCAAGCCGCAUGGCGUCCGUCCUGCUCUUCACCCUCGGGUGGUGGUUUCCGGAAAGAGCAGUCUCAGCUCCUCGAAUUCCCUGCGUGGGUUCCCUGUGAUUCUCCCCAAGACAGUCUCCGGUUUCGUCUCUUCUUCUCCCAAGCAGUCUUCAUUCACCGUUUUCGCCGCGAAAGGGUACAAGAUGAAGACCCACAAGGUGCGCCUCUUCGGCCUCGAUCUUAUUCUGUAUUUCCCGUGCGUUUUUGGGGGAUAGGAGCUCAGUCUUUACCCUAAUUUUCCGCAGGCUUCGGCGAAGCGAUUUCGAGUAACUGGUAGGGGGAAGAUUGUUAGGAGGAGGGCCGGGAAGCAGCACUUGCUGGCGAAGAAGAACACCAAGCGGAAGCUCCGGUUGUCUAAACUGGUUGGUCUCACUGCCUUUAUCUCUGAGAAUGGCAUUAAUUGGAACCACCAUCUGAAUUCCAGCAGAUUAUGUCAAAUUACUACCUCGUUUACCGUCAUCUAGCAGAUUCACGAUCUCCACACUGAAUUCCGACGAAGCUGACCACCAAAACCCCUUGUCGUAAGCUGGAUUGAUUGACGGAAUAGGCAGUUCUUUUUUUCCUUCCACAGGCGAAACCCGAAAGGCCUGGAAGCAAGGCAAAGUUACAGGGCGAACUAACAGCUAGGGUUUGUCCAGCCCAUUUGGUCAGCUGGUGCAAGAUUGAGAGAAGAAAAAAAUAAAACCAAUUAAUUCAAAUUAUCUAGCGUUGAAAAAAAUGGCCUCUAGGGGAGAAAACCAUUAUUCCAGUUUCGUGGUCACUCCUAUUACUUGAUAUUUCCUUCUGAACUCCCAUUUAUUAUUACCCCACAGAGGUUAUAUUAGCUUCAAUUUUAUGCUUGUGCAUGUUCUUGGGGAGUCUUUUGGCCAGAAAAUCCUGCUGAAUCGGUUAUGGGUAACCUGUGUACUAGUUGUGGUGUUGGUUGUGUAAUGCUGUUCCGUUUUCCUCCCUUCUUUUUUUUAUUAUUGCCACAUUAAUAAAAUUCGUUAAUCUUUCAUCAUUUUCCAUAUUUUUAUCGAGUGCUCACAUCUUAAAGAACACUUAUUUAGUCGAAAUAUUUCCUUUCAAUCGUGCAUAUCCCUGGUUUUUGUCCCACAUUCUAGGUAGAAGCUGGUUUUCACUUCAUUUUUCUUUCAUCUCAUUGCCCACUGUUGGGGCAUGAACACUGAAGGGAUCUUCUGUGCGUCUCAUGACAGUCUGAAAGAAAUCUUCGUUCCUCUCACUAGACUCUGCCUAGUCAACGCAAAAAAGGUACUCGAAUCGGCAAUGAGUUGAACUUUUCUAAUGGGACCAUAUGGGGAUUGAGUUGACCUUUUUUUAUGUAUUAUCUUCACCUGGAUGUAUCGUGGCUGCUCAAUAUGGAAUGCCCAUCAACCCCUCAAAGAAAAAUAGUUGAGUAGAAAGUAUAUUGACUUUUUUGAUGGACCACACGGGAACUUAGUUUACCUUUUUUACGUUGACCACUGCACUAUCAUCCUCAUCUUCACCUACCAGCCACUUGAUUAUAAUUUUUGUCGGAUAUACAUACCGUUGCAUCUCCAAUUACUUUAUAGUUCUUUGGUUUUAUGUUAGAUGCUUCUUUUUUCUUCGUGGUUCUUCUUUUAGUUACCAUUUCUCAUUGUUUCUUAGAAAACUUGCCAUUUUUAUCGAGAUGAAAAGAAACUCCUACAGUUUUAGUAAGUUUGAUUAUUUUCUAUGUAGUUUGAAGGCGAUCUUUAUUAAACCUCUUCUCUUCCUCAAAUACAGCUUCAGGUGGACCGAAGUGACUACGACAACGUGAUCGGAGCAUUGCCUUACCUGAAGGUGAACCGGCUGGCGAAGUGA
Spirodela intermedia is the source of this 1912-nucleotide messenger RNA. The record is from the annotation of a GenBank genome assembly. NCBI's taxonomy places the organism in Eukaryota, Viridiplantae, Streptophyta, Magnoliopsida, Alismatales, Araceae.